CCUUGCUUCUUUUCCAGCAUCCAUCUACAAGUGUCUUGUUGUCCCUCAGACUCGACGAAGAUGGGUCGAUUUCAGCUAAAUGUCUGUUGCCUGGCCAUUCUCUGCCUUCCUCUUGCUCUCUGCGGGCCGCUAGGUGUGCAGUUUCGCAAGCACAAGGCGAUAUACCGAGAAAGCAUCCCAGGAACUACUACUGAUUCGGAUCCCGGUCAGCCGCUCUUUUUGACUCCGUACAUCGAGAAAGGAGAAAUCGACCAAGCACGUGAGUUGAGCAAGGUGCCUACCAUCCAAGGCCUGGACAGCUAUUCAGGUUUCUUCACAGUCAAUGCCAGCUCCAAUGGAAACAUGUUCUUCUGGUUCUUUCCGUCUCAGAGCGGCCAGACGAGUGCACCGCUGUUGCUAUGGCUACAGGGUGGACCGGGUGGAUCGUCUCUGUUCGGACUGUUUGUUGAGAACGGUCCGCUCUAUGUGGCUAAGAACGGCAGCGUGUUCAGAAGGGACAUUACUUGGAACAAAGAGUACCAUAUGCUGUACAUUGAUAACCCCGUUGGAACUGGUUUCAGUUUCACUAACGAGAGUGGAGGAUAUAGCGUGGACGAAACGCAAGUCGGAAUAAAUCUCUACAGCGCUCUGACACAGUUCUUCACCGUGUAUUCCGAAUACCUAGACAGCGACUUUUACGUCACUGGAGAGUCGUAUGCAGGGAAGUAUGUACCGGCCAUAGCAUACAAGAUCCACCAGGAGAACCAGGGAACACCGAAAGUGAAAAUCAACCUCAGGGGGGUUGCUAUUGGAGACGGACUGGUCGACCCUGUCAACAUGUUCAAUGGGUAUGGAGAUCUAGUGUUCCAGUUUGGAAUGGUGGACGAAAUGAAAAAGCUUACAUCGACAAUCACACGCAGAAAGGAGUUGACUUCAUGAAAAACAAAGACUUCUACGACGCCUUUCUGGUUUUUGAUGAGCUGAUGAAUGGGGAUAUUUACCCCUACCCGACCUAUUUUUACAAUGUGACCGGAGUGACGGACUACUACAACAUCCUGAGAACCAGUGAGCCGGAGGAAUACAACUACUUCGUCCCGUACAUCAACAAUAGCAGUACGCGAGCUGAUAUCCACGUCGGUAAUCUCAGCUAUGGAGCCCACGGAACCGACGUCGAGCUCCAUUUGAUAAAUG
Geodia barretti is the source of this 1170-nucleotide messenger RNA. NCBI's taxonomy places the organism in Eukaryota, Metazoa, Porifera, Demospongiae, Tetractinellida, Geodiidae. The record is from the annotation of a GenBank genome assembly.